Ruditapes philippinarum (Manila clam) is the source of this 7407-nucleotide messenger RNA. RefSeq names its product roundabout homolog 1-like. Lineage: Eukaryota; Metazoa; Mollusca; Bivalvia; Venerida; Veneridae. Gene Ontology annotation, molecular function: cell-cell adhesion mediator activity. The coding region runs from base 637 to 5472 and encodes 1611 amino acids. Gene Ontology annotation, cellular component: plasma membrane; axon. Gene Ontology annotation, biological process: axon guidance; homophilic cell-cell adhesion; dendrite self-avoidance. The transcript is spliced from 28 exons. The record is from RefSeq and is a predicted model, not a curated record.
UCUGUCAGUCAGUCGUUCAUUGAACAGCAGUUUGAAUAGUAGGGUGUCUGUUGAGCUCAGAGAGAAAAUAACAGCAUGUAAAAUAUAACCUUAUAGUUGACAGUGGAUGUACAAUAACAUAUCUACAUAUAAAACAAUCAUAUUCAAAAAUUACUGUGUGAUAUAUAAAGGUGGAUUUAGAAAAAGGUAUUUUAAGCACAUCACUUUUUACAUUCAUGCAUUUGUCCCUGUAACUUUAUUUGAAUGGAUGUUAAAUAGAGUGUUGAGACAUUAUUGAGAUAGGCUAUCUAUUGAUGUAAUAUUUGUUGUAUGUGGGAAAGUAAGGAUGUAAUUGAGUCUGAUAGUUUGAUAUAUAAAUCACUGGAUACAUUAUCACACACUAGCAAACCUUAGUGUAAAUUAUUGGAUGUUACCACUGGAGUAAAAUCACAAUAUAAACAGUUUAUUGUUUGGUAAACCUCAGGAAGCUGUUUGAGUUAUGUUCUCAGGGGACGUUUAGAGACUGUGUAUAAGGAUUGGUGGGAAUUUUUAAUACUACACUCUUUAUAUGUUGCUACUUGUGUGAAUGUAUGAGAAAUAAAUAUGGAUAAAAUAAACAUAUGAGGAGAAAAGUGAAGAAAUUAACUGACAGGAGUGAUGAUGUUUCUAACUGGAUUAAAAUGUAUUUGGAUUUUCUGCUGGAUAUCUCUCUCACAAGCUGACGCAGAUCCCUCUGCUAACGCAGACCCUGCUCGCAAUGCAGCAAAUUUCCAAAAUGGAUUCCAGUCGUCAUCAUCAUCAUCAAACCCUCGCAUAACGGAACACCCUCAAGAUGACUUUUUCGCAAAGAACGAACCAGCGACCUUGAACUGUAAGGCUGAAGGUGAUCCACGACCCACAAUCACUUGGUACAGAAAUGGCAAACCCGUGGAGACGAAUAGGGAGAACCCAAUCUCACAUAGGAUGUUACUCGAUAAUGGACAAUUGUUCUUCCUGCGUGUGAUACAUUCUAAGAAUAACCAUCCCGAUAUAGGAGAAUAUUACUGUAAUGCAACAAACUCGAAAGGUUCGGUAAUUAGCCGGACAGCCAACAUACAAAUAGCGGUUUUAAAGGACACGUUUGUAGAGGAGCCAUCUGAUACUACCACAGCUGUUGGUCAAAGGGUUGUACUACGAUGCAGUCCUCCAAGAGGGAAGCCUGACCCUAAAGUGAUCUGGAGAAAGAAUGGUGAACUUGUUCAAACAGAUGAUAGGAUACAUAUCACAGAGGAAGGCAAUCUGGAGAUAGAUUCAGUAGAGAAACAGGAUAUAGGAGAGUUUAUGUGUUUAGCAAUAAACACUGGUGGUGAACGACAGAGUAGACCAGCUCAAUUAAGGGUCCUAGAUGUGCCUGUUUUUCAUAAGUUACCCAAGAACGUAGAUGUAGAAGAAGGGGCAGAUGCCCAGUUUUUCUGCGAUGUAACAGGAGAUCCACCCAUUAAAGUGACCUGGAGUAAACAUGAUGGAGCCAUCAGCUUCGGAAGGGCUCGAGUUUUACCGGAUCAUACAUUACGGAUAGAGAAUGUGGAAUCAGAUGAUGAUGGGGUCUAUAUCUGCACAGCAGAAAACGCAGCCGGGUCAACACAAGCCACGGCUAGACUGGUUGUCUUUUCUUCUCCAACAUUCCUGAUCAGUCCAAGAGAUCAAGUGGUCGCUAAAGGACGUACGGUGUCAUUGCAGUGUGUUGCUCAAGGACAUCCCCCACCCACUGUAUUCUGGAGCAAGAAAUCUCAGGAGAACCUUAUGUUUCCGAAUCGAGAUUCGGGUCAUUAUUCGGUAGCCGAGGAUGGAACAUUACGUAUUGAGGCAGUAAAUGAGACAGAUGCCGGUGUUUAUAUAUGUGAGGCUCUCAACAUUAGAGGAGCUGCAUAUGCGUCUGCUAAAGUUGAAGUGAAAGCAGAAAGUGCAUUCAUUCUUCCAGACCAUGACACUCGUCCUCCACCAAUUAUAACCAUCGGACCACAGAAUCAGACAUUACACGUAGACUCUGUGGCGGUGUUACAGUGUGAAGCUGAUGGCGACCCGAAACCUAUUAUACGUUGGUAUAAAAAUGGCCGCCCUCUUCUCAUGUCUGGUCCAAGAUAUGCUAAACGAGACUCUGGAACUUUGCAGAUUUCAGACUUGAAGAUGCAGGACACUGGCUCGUAUACAUGUAAGGCCAUCAGUGAGACAGGGGAGACCACUUGGCAAGCUUUCCUAACUGUAGCUAGUAACUUUGGUCAGGAAACUGUGAAAGCUGCUGCCUUAAACUUGCUGCCUAACCCUCCAACUCAGCCAGUGGUCAGUGAUGUAACUGAUACCUCUGUUCACCUGUCCUGGUCACCUGGGAUUCAGACUGGUCAAGCACAGGUGUUGUCAUUCUAUGUUGAAUACUUCGCCUAUGAAACUACAGAUGGUUGGGUUGUAGCAAGCACUGAUGUGAAGCGAGAGAGUUUUACUGUGGACAAACUGCGUCGUAAUACAACAUACAUAUUCCUGGUUAGAGCUGUGAACGAAUACGGUGUCGGGUAUCCUAGUCCGGUGUCGGAAUCUGUCAGGUUACUAGGUUACAAACCAAAACAAUUGAAGCCCCAGUUAUCUAAGGAAGAAAUCAUUCGUCAACUAAGUGGAGAUCUUGUUGAAAUAGAUUACACUCAUUCUAUAAACUCUUCAGCUAUAAGUCUGAAUUGGAGGGUUUUACAAGCAGAAAACAUUGUAGAAGGGUACCAGAUUUUGUAUCGUGAAAUCUUGGAUAUUAGACGUCUGACAUAUGGAGAGAAGAAGACAAUACGUGUUCCGUCUACGGUAACAACUUACAUGUUAACAGGACUGGAUAGUUACAGUUGGUACGAGAUACGUGUCCUAGCUUAUAAUGGAAAGAUUCAGUCACAGUACAGUCAUCCUGUCAAAGUACAAACAGCAGAACAAAAUUACGUACCUGGAGCCCCUCAGGAUGUGACUGUACAUAAAAUAUCAGACAACAGUGUGUCGGUACAGUGGGGACCACCUGAUACAACUUUCAAAAAAUAUUUGAUGACAGGAUACAAGGUAUUCUGUGUUAGUGCCGACCAGAAGAAGAACUGUAGUAUACAGACAGACGGACAUACAUUUAGUACAGUUAUCAGUAAGCUUUCAGGAAAUCAGGUUUUCACAAUCAAGGUAGCUGCAGUUACAAGUAAAGGUGUUGGAGAAUGGAGUUCUGCCUUUAUUGUUGAUGGUAAAGGAGUACAGUCAGUAAAACUGGACGGGGACUCGCAUGUUUAUAGUACACCUAAAUCUGUUACCGGGGAAGAAUCUGGAGAGGAAGACUUGUUUAAACGAUCCUGGUUUGUCGGUUUGUUGAUAGCAGUGGGUGGGGUAAUGUUAUGGUUACUAUUAUGUAUAUUCUCCGUAUGGCUGUGUAAAAGAAAGAAGCAUAGAAAAAAGAUGAAAGACCAGAGAUUCUAUACAGGAGUGCCUGUACAUAAAGGUGAAGAAAGUAACAGGAACAAUAUGCUGUACCCACCACAAUAUGCAGUCAAAGAUCAAAGAAUACAUUGUACAAAUGAUCUAGAUUUACCACCAGAGUUAAGGGUACUUUUACCAGGUCAGAACAAAAAGGAACAGGAGGAUGAUUCUAUAUAUAAGAUGGCAGGAGAUGGAAGUUUUCCUGAAUUAAAAACUUUCUACCAGAGAGUUGACCCUGUUGCUCCAUAUGCUACUACAGCCCUUAUACAACAACAGCAUCUCAUGAAACAAAGGCAACAAGGUAUAGAGAAUAUGUUCCGUCCAAUAAACCAGGGAUAUAUCCAGCAUAGUGAGGGAUCAGCAGACAGUUGCCAGAAACCAGCUCUCAGCACAGAUUCUAACCCAGAUCAUAGUCAUAACAGUCACUCUACGACGGAUCAUAACCAUAGCGACCAUAUGAGUCCAACUAGUGACAGUGGUAGUCAUACAACAGAUGAAAAUGGCCUACUUAUAAAGCAGAAGAAGAGAAGUAACUCACGAAAAGAUAACACAACCCCUAAACAAGCUAUGAACAUGAACUGGUCCGAAAUGCUUCCUCCACCACCAGAACACCCUCCACCGAGUGAAUGUGGUGACCCACCCUUGUAUAGUGAAGUAAGGGGAGACAGUCGCAGUAACACACAUAGUCCAAUGUCUCCGGUCUCGUUUUCACAGCUGUCGGCUUGUUCUUGUCCGAAUCCACAUACACAGACGCCAGUUUCAGGCUGGAAUAUGCCUGUGUAUUCAGAUAACGAGUGUCCUCGUUGUUGCUCGGAGAAAUAUUAUGAUCCAAUGACUUACUGCCAAGAUGCAUAUAUACGGAGGACACAUUCACCAAGGAUGCAAGUGUUACAACAUGUAAAUAAUAGAAACAUACCAAAUACUGGGCAUACAUGUUCUCCUAGAGCAACACCAAGUGUUCAAUACCAGUACUCUAAACCCCACAAGGGAUAUCACUCUAAUUGUGCUACUCCACAAGGGGAUAAAAACAAAUCAAACAUAAAAAGAGCUUCACAUAGCUCGCAUAGUGACAAUGAAGCACCCAGUAUUAUGCCAUGUUUACAGUCAUAUAAAAUUACACCAAAAAGUGAAAAAGACUAUAGAUUUAUGCAUGAGGAGUGGGGUCCUGACCCUGCUCCCCCAUGUCACUGUGAGCAUGAUUCCGGGAUGGGGAUGGAGGAAGAUGGUAUAAACAUUGAUCGAGCAUGCCAGUCCUCCCUGCCAGCCAUAGCUCCCAGUGAUGCUGUCAGUAAUUAUAAUUCAAGACCAAACAUGUCUUCCAGCAUGCAGGAGAGGUACCAGCGUAACUGUGAUUCCCCGACAUCUGAGGAGGCGGACUAUGCUACCGAGUCUGACCUGGAACAAAGCCAAGAGCAAACCGCUACUUACACAGGCAAUACAGAUCAUAAUACAGACUGCAGUAGUGUACAGUCUAGCACGUGUAGCUCGGGCGAUGGUACAUUCCUCACAGAGGAAGACUUUGCAAGUGCUGUAGCUCGUGCAGCAGAAAUGUCUGGUCUUACAGUGAUUGGAACAACAGUCUGUGAUCCUUCCAACAAAUCCAAAAAAGAGCGACGUGCACGUAAACAAGCACGUCCUGUUAGUCCAGGAUAUUCAACUGACAGCAACUAUGGGUCUAUAGAUAUGGUUCGUAAACCGUAUCCGAAAUCUCAACGUAAACAGCAAUUGAUUGAGCAAGGUAAAGGGAAAUCAAAUUUCCAGCCAGUAAGUGAAUGUAAUAGCAGGGUGAAUAAUAAUGGAAUCUAUGACACACCAUAUGCAAGAACAGAUUAUCCCAUGAAUAUUACCCAUCCUGCUUUCCCUCUUCCUCCUACAAGAUUUGCCUCCCUUGGUAGAAAUCCAGUUCAAGAUGGCAGCAAUAGGAUGUCUCCACUAGAUGGCAGCAGGAGUGUUGAUAGGGGAGGCUACUCUAGCUUUGUUUACCCCCAAAACAUUAUUGAUAUGCAUUUAAAAGAAGAUAUUGUUUAAAAGAGUGAGUCAAAUAGGGCAGUGUGAAACAGGGACAAAAAAGAUGAGUUCUGACUGUGGAGCACUUAGAUGAAAGUAACACCAUGCAAUAUUAAUGCAAAAAAAAAAACUGUGUGAAGAACUAAACUUUACAAGUGCUAUAAACUACAGUCAAGAAGAAAAGCAUACAUGGUGCCCAGCGUUUCUGAUACUAAUACUGUAAACAAUGCACCAUGAUAUUAUCUCUUCAACUUUCUAAGAAUGUUUUUCCGGAAAAUGAAAAGAAACAAUUGUGCAAUUUAAAGAGCUUACAACUUGUUCAUGAGCAUUUGAACUAAGAUCUACUGUUUAAAAAAUGUUUUAUACACUGAUUUCUAGGACAUGAAGGACAAACAUUGUUAUAUGUGCUAUAAAUGUCUUCAAUACAGAAAUAGUUUCUUGAUGUUCUAGCUUCUGUGUAACUUGCUGUACAGACAUUUAGCAAGGAAUUGUGACAAUAAAAAAACAACAACAACAAACACUCCCUUUGAUGAGAUUUCAAGAUAUUUAUACAAUAUGAAUGUCUUGGUGUUUGUAGAAAAUGGAUGCAUCCUAUGUAGUUCUGAAUAAGUUAUAAACAAUGUACAUAUAUAUAGUGAUAUAUUUACUACAUAAGUCUUGUAAUGUGAUUAUAAUAUAUAACAUUGGAGGAGAAAAUGUCAACUGCUGAAAUCCACAAGUAAACAAGUAUUUCAUGCAUAAUAUAUUUUUAUUGAUAUUUAUUUAUGAAUUUAUUUCAAUUACUAUGUAUAAAUGAAUGUAUGAUUAUAUGUGAGCAGUAAUAUACAUGUAUACAGUUGCAUGUUUGUGUUUGUUGGUGUAACAUUCUGUAUGUGUAGACAAAAAUAUGGAUAGAUUGAAUUGUUGUAUACAAUGUGUACUUGUAAAUGAUAAUUACCAAAUACAAAUAAAUGUUUCAUUGAUGCCAGUAUGGCACUGAAUGGAAGAACGGUAAAUGUUUGGUCUUUGGUGCAAUUGAAUACCAGUUGAUGCCAAUAUGAAAUACCAGUAAAGGUUUGGUUUUAGGGCAAUAUUGAAUACCAAUAAACCUUUGGUAUUAUACCAGUAUGGAAUACCUGUAAAAAUUUGGUUUAUGCUGGUAUGAAAUACCAGUAAAUAUUUGGGUUAUGACAAAAUCAAAUACUAGCUAUUACUAGAAAUUGGAACACCAGUUUAUGUUUGAAUUAUACUGGUAAGAAAUACCAGUAAAUGUUUGGUUUAUACCAGUACGAAAUACCAUGAUGACAAUAUUAAAUACAAGUACUAGAAAUUGGAAUGCCAGUUCAUGUUUGGUAUUAUGAUAAUAUGGAACGCUAAUAAAUGUUUGAGAUGUGAAACAGCAUAAGUAACUGUAUAUUUUGUUCAUGUUUGAAUGCAAGUUUUGGAUUGAUUACAUGUGUUUUGUGUGACUUUUCUAAGUCAGAUUUAUACAGUGCAAUAGUAUGUAUAUUUUGCAGAAUACAGUUGUACAGAUAAUCUUAUAUAAUAUUAUUAGGCUUGUAAAUAAUUUACUUUGUUAUAUACAUGUUAUAUUAGGGAUGAAAAUUGUUUUUAAAUAAACAUCCUUAAUAGUUGCUUGUGCUAAAUUGAAAUUAAUUUUUUUUUAUACAAAAGUCAAGAUGCACUGCAAACAAUGUUGGAUAUCAAAUGUAAAUGUAGAAAAAUAGAUACAUGUACUUCAAACUUUGGAUGGCGAAAAUUUGCUGUUUUCUUUAUAUGGUUCCAAGAGAAUCAUUGCUGAAUCUUAGAAAAGCUAAUUUUUAAAUUUAUUAAAUUUUCUACUGUUGUUACUUUGUGCUGAAGCAUGUAAGAAGCCGAAAUAUUAAGUAAAAUAUUGUAAAUAGAUGCUGUUUCUAUUGUAUUAUUUGAAAAAAAAAGUUCUAAACUAAAAUUAAAUAAAAACAUGAAUACAUAUGA